GAGCUUAAAUCUUUGUUGAAACGUUUGAAAAAUAUUUAACGACUUUACAACAAAUUGAUAUUGUACAAGUUCUUAGCGUUCUUUUCUUAUAGAUCAUUAUUUCUAUAUACCUUUUAUGUAAAAAUAAUUUUAAAAAAAGGAGUAUAUUAGUAUUGAAAAUUCCGGUUAAAAAUAUGUCAUAUAAUUUUGAAUAUGAAAUACUCGAAGCGAUUAGAAAUUUACUUAAAACAGAAACGGAUUAUAAUGUUAUUAUUCAAGUUGGAGAAAAACCUAAUUUUAAAGAAUUUCAUGCGCAUUCUAUUAUAUUACGUUGUAGGUCCAAAUAUUUUGAUAUAAUAUUUUCUGAUAAAAAUAUUGAGAGAAAAGAUGGAAAAUAUUUAAUUAAGAAACCAAAUAUUUCUCCUCAAGCUUUUAACACUAUUCUUAGUUACCUUUAUACUGGUCAAUUUAAUAUUACUAAUAAGACCGGAAUUGAACUUUUGGAUUUCAUGAUUAUUUCUGAUAGAAUGAUGUUGAAAAAUUUAACAAAUCUUACUGAAGAUUAUAUAGUUAAAAAUCAUCAACGAUUCAUGCAAAAUGAUCCAGUUAAAAUUCUCCAAGUUAUUUAUUAUCAUAAAUUUGUAAAUUUACAAGAAUUUUAUUUGAGUAAAAUUUGUGCUGAACCAAAAAUUUUAUUCGGUUCUGAUAAAUUCGUUAAAUUAUCCGCUCCUUUAUUGGAAAUUAUUUUAAAGCGCGAUGAUUUAAAUUUAGAAGAAAUUGAAAUCUGGGAAAAUUUAAUUAAAUGGGGUUUAGCACAAGAACAAGUACGUAAUCAAGAUGUCACUAAAUGGAACCAAGAUGAUAUUAGUAUCUUCAAAGGGGUUCUUUAUAAAUUUAUCCCUUUAAUUAGAUUUUAUGAAAUAUCUACUAGAGAUUAUUUCAACAAAAUUAAACCCUACGAAGAAAUUUUACCUAAAGAAUUAAAAGAUGAUAUUUUAAAAUCUUAUAUGGUUCCCGAAUACAAACCUAUAUAUACGCCAAGGAAUCUUAAUACUGACUCUACUGACUCUAUUAUGAUUAAUCGGGAACAUCUUAGACUCUUUUCAAAUUGGAUAGAUAGAAAAAAAGAAAAGGUUAACUAUAAAUUUAAUCUUUUAUAUAGAGCUAGCAGGGAUAGUAAUACAGCUGCAGCUUUUCAUGCUAAAUGUGAUAACAAGGGAGCUACUAUAGUUGUAGCAAAAAUUAAUUGCUCAAAUCAAAUAGUUGGAGGAUAUAAUCCAUUUUCUUGGGAUUCAAGUGACACUAAUAUGGCUUCAAAAGAUAGUUUUGUGUUCUCAAUUGCAGAUAAGAAUAAUAUUCAAGGUGCAAAUGUUGUUUACAGCAAUGGUAAUCAUUAUUCCAUACGAAGUUAUUCGCUAUUUGGACCAGCAUUUGGGUAUGAAGAUUUAUUUCUAAAUUAUAAUACUGGUCGGAAUAUUUGGAAUCAUUAUUAUAAUCACGUACAUAGUUCUUAUCCUACAUUUUACCUACCAAAACGUAUGAAAGUAGAUGAUUACGAAGUAUUUCAAGUUAUUAAAAAAUAACCAU
Messenger RNA from Rhizophagus irregularis DAOM 181602=DAOM 197198, 1566 nucleotides. NCBI's taxonomy places the organism in Eukaryota, Fungi, Glomeromycota, Glomeromycetes, Glomerales, Glomeraceae. The record is from RefSeq and is a predicted model, not a curated record.